Nasonia vitripennis (jewel wasp) is the source of this 3751-nucleotide messenger RNA. RefSeq names its product polypeptide N-acetylgalactosaminyltransferase 2 (gene Pgant2). Lineage: Eukaryota; Metazoa; Arthropoda; Insecta; Hymenoptera; Pteromalidae. The record is from RefSeq and is a predicted model, not a curated record. The transcript is spliced from 10 exons. Gene Ontology annotation, cellular component: Golgi apparatus. Bases 132 to 1658 code for a protein of 508 amino acids.
AGCACGCAGGGUCGAUCGAACGCAUUAAGAACGAGAACAGAGCGCUGCGACUGAAGGAGCCGCCGGCUCCGCUGGGACUCUCCGCCGGAAGUCCCGGCGGCUACGCGGACCCGGACGGCACACCAGUUGUCAUGUCAUCGGAACUUCUACCUGCCCCCACGGCCGAUCCUAGAGUCACCUGGAAUUACUUCGACGAGCAGGGAUACAUCUCGAGAGGCGGACUCCGAGCUGGCGAGGAUCCAUACGCGAGGAACAAGUUCAAUCAGGAAGCUUCGGAUGGCCUGCCGAGCAAUCGCGAUAUUCCUGAUACGCGCAGCGCAAUGUGUAGGCUGAAGCAGUGGAGGCAGGAUCUUCCACCCACAUCAGUAAUUAUCACUUUUCAUAAUGAGGCUCGCUCGACUCUCCUGCGAACCGUUGUCAGCGUUCUCAACAGAAGCCCGGAGCACCUAAUCAAAGAGAUCAUCCUGGUGGACGACUUCAGCGACCAUCCCGAGGACGGCGAUGAGCUGUCGAGGAUCCACAAAGUGCGCGUGAUCAGGAACGAGAAGCGCGAGGGUCUGAUGAGAUCGAGGGUUAGAGGUGCCGACGCCGCGACGGCCAACGUCCUCACCUUCCUCGACUCGCAUUGCGAGUGCAACGCCGACUGGCUCGAGCCUUUGCUCGAGAGGGUAGCCGAGGAUCCAAGCAGAGUCGUCUGUCCCGUCAUCGAUGUCAUCAGCAUGGACAACUUUCAGUAUAUAGGUGCCUCGGCGGACUUGAGAGGCGGUUUCGAUUGGAGUCUGGUCUUCAAGUGGGAGUAUCUCAGCCAGUCGGAGCGUCAGGCACGACAGAAAGAUCCGACUCAGGCCAUCAGGACGCCGAUGAUCGCCGGUGGUCUCUUCGUUAUAAACAAGGCCUACUUCGAGAAAUUAGGAAAGUACGAUACUCAGAUGGACGUCUGGGGCGGUGAGAAUCUAGAAAUCUCGUUCCGAGUGUGGCAGUGCGGCGGCAGCCUGGAAAUCAUUCCGUGCUCGAGGGUCGGUCACGUAUUCCGCAAGCGUCAUCCGUAUUCCUUCCCCGGCGGAAGCGGAAACGUAUUCGCGCGCAAUACCCGACGCGCCGCUGAGGUCUGGAUGGACGACUACAAACAGUUCUACUACAAUGCCGUGCCCCUCGCUCGCAACAUUCCCUAUGGAAACAUACAAGACAGAAUGGAGCUGAAGCGCAAGCUGCACUGCAAGCCCUUUAGUUGGUACCUGAAGCACGUUUAUCCGGAAUUGAUAAUCCCGACGAGCGAAGGCGGCCCGGGCGGAUCCUUGAAGCAGGGCACCGCCUGCCUCGAUAGCAUGGGUCACCUUCUCGACGGCAACGUCGGCCUCUAUCCCUGCCACGACACGGGCGGCAAUCAGGAAUGGGGCAUGACGAAUGACGGCCUCAUCAAGCAUCACGACCUCUGCCUAACGCUGCCGGUCUACGCGAAAGGCACCUCGCUGUUGAUGCAGAUUUGCGACGGCAGCGAGAACCAAAAGUGGCGUCACCUCGAAGGUGGCUUGAUCCGACACGCGAGGAUACCGGUAUGCAUCGACUCGCGAUAUCACGCUCAGCGCGGCGUCACCGCCGAGAAGUGCGACUCCAACGCCGAGAGUCAGAGAUGGCACCUGUACAACCACAGCCAUUAGCCCUGGAUGAUGGCACUCGUAAACGCCACCCUCGCCCACUACUGAGUGUAUAUACACACGUCGCAUGUGAUAUACGCGGACAUUCUGAGUGAGAGCCGACUUGCGAACAUUGAAUACUAUGAUAUGUAAUACCGAUGUGUUAUGUGUGUGCGUGCGUGUGGCUAAUUUUUCUUAUCUUUACUUACUUAUGCUAUACAGUGUGCGGCGUUAUUUAUUUUUAGGAGAACGGAGAUGAGAUGUAAAUAGUUUCAGCUUUUGGUCUCGAUUGUGUCGGCGACGAUGAGAAUCAAAAAUUUUUUAUACUUAUGCGUUUUGUUUUUCGAUGUAUACCGAGAGUGUGCGUGCAUUUAUCCGCGGCAGCGCUGACGGGCUCCAUCUCCAAGUGGACCGGAAAUGAAGGAAAGAGCGGUUAUUUUCUGUAACUUUAUAAAGAUGAUUAGAUUUUUUAAAUAGUCAAUAUAUCGACGGACGAAGUAUCGAAACCAAAAUAAUACGUGGAUAUCUAGAGCUACUCGGUUGGAUCGUUGAAAAGGAUUCUCUUUCGCGCUUAUACACUGAUUAGUCGAGAGUUUAAUUGAGAGGACAAUGAAUUUUUUUCAUUGCGUCGUUUUUGAUGAAUUUUAUUUUUUUAUUCUACUUUAUUGCGUUGAUUAUUGCAUAGUGACUUUUGCGUUAAUUAUUACGAAGACAAGAUUUGUAAAUAUUUCGUGUGACUCCAUUUUUUGCUAGUUGUGGUUUUACAAAUCGAUCGUGAUUAUUGUCUUUCCAGGCGAAGAAUCAAAAACUACUUGAGACUCUUGUGAUAACUCAUUGUAGCAAGGAGAAAAAAUGCAGUAUUCCUUCAGAAGGAACAAUUAUCACCACAACUAGCCAAAGUUAAGAUGAGGGAUUAUCUUUGAAUAUUUUAUUUUUCAACAUGCUCGCUGUACAGUUUUUUUUUCUUUAAUUGUACGUUAAAGAACAUGACUUCUCGAUUGUAUCGAGAAACCUUAAGAAUAUCGAUCUCUGUUAUAAAUAAUUAAAACCUCUAUACCAGUUACAGGCUACUUAAAAGGUACUCUUGUAUCCAAACAAAAUUAAAACACACGUAUAUCAAAUUUAGGGAAAAUGAAUUUUGAUGAAGGCAUUAAAAGAGCCAAAACCAAAAUGUAAAGACCAGUCUUACUUAUAAAUGAUGAAAAAUCCAAGACAGACAACAUGACUACUCAUAGUUGCUGAGUACAGCUACUUGGUAAUUUACAUUGCAGAAUCGGGAGUGCUGAUAAUCUGUUCUGCAGUUCGAUUUAUGCACCAAAUGCUCCAUAAACGUCAUAACUGUAAACUGGGAAUCAACCAUUACAAUUUCAAUUUAUCUUUUAGAUGUAAUUUUUAUAAAAAUUAUAUUUACAAAGUUUUGAUACAUAACAAUGAAUGUGAAAAUGACAAAACGAGUGCUUGGAAUUGAAAGCUAGCGCAAAAAAUAUAUGAAAAUCUAUCUCGUCAACUUGAAUCAUUCUAGUUAGAAAACUUUGUUAAAAAUAAAAUAAAUUUUCAACGAAUGUUAUUUUAAAUAAAUUAAACUUUGAACUACUCUGAAUUUACUUUAUAGCAAUAUUAAACUUUGAAAUAUUUUUGACAAAGUGUUCCACACUAUAGAAUCACCACUUAUGAAUCUCGGUUCUAUACUUAAAAAAUAAGGAAUAAUAAUUACAGGCUGUAAAAUAAAAUGUGGUACUAAGAUAAAUUAUGUGCAGCAAAACACUACCAUUGUUAAAGAGUAAUCAUUAAUUUUAUUUAAGUAAGGUCGAAUCGAUUAAAAUUUUAUUGACUUGUAAAUAAAAUAACUGCAAAUAGUUUAUAAAACAUAAAGAAUUACUUUUACAAACUCUAUAACUGCCGUAUUCUGUAAGAUAUUACAAUAUGUAUUUUCAUCGGCAUUUAUUCUUAUUUUACAAGGAUUCAAUCUGGUAAAAUAAAACUGAGCUUCGAAUGAGAUCUAAUUAUCAUUAGCUAGCCGUUCUAAAUAUCUCAAUCAAUAUUCUAAUAUAGACUUAUUUUUGUAAAAAUAAUAAAGUAUAUUGGUUGUGUACAAAAAGGUACAAAGAUUCACCGUA